AGUACAGCAACAACUAAGGAACAGUUGAUAUUUGGGUUUUUAACAAUAACCCAGAAAAUAAAACAAUGAAGAUUGGUUUCUGCCUUGGAUUUCUGAGGAGCAGCAACCUCCUCCCCUGCCAGAGACCGUGCAGCACUUGGAGAGCCAGCUGGCAAAGAGGACUAAGAGCAACGUAUUUAAAUAAAACCUCCAAACCAUGUGUUUCAGAGCAAACCAGCGUAACAUCCAGGGCUUGGCAGCUUUGUAGCUUUCCUGGACACGGUCAGCCCCUUGCAUCAACAAGCCCGCAUCCAUGCAGGAACUUUAUUCAAAUUAGCCCUGGCAGAUCCCAAGGACAGAGCCUAACAUGGCCAAAACAGAUGCAAUUUCAUACGGUCCUUGGAAAAAGUUCAUGCCCUCCUGUGUUGCCCAUCUCCGCUGGACAGUCACCAGCAGUUCAGCAAUGCAGCAGGUCCUUCCACACCUCUGGCCCUGCUAGGGCCCUGCCUGCACCACUCAUAUGGAUGGUCCUGAAACCUCUCCAGAAACUGGCUGCGAUAAUACUAGGAAGGAGUAUCCGUAAAUGGUGGAAAUCCCUCCCUCCUAACCGUCGGGAGCUGUUCCGGCAGAGCCUGUGGAGAAGCAGGUGGAGGAUCUGUGCGGGGGUGUGCGGGCUGGCUGUGGUGUUCGCAGUCUUCUUCUGUACUCACCUGGACGAGGCUCCCAUAACGGGCCGCAGCCGACUGCUGGUGUUCAGCAGCGAGCAUUUCAAAGAGCUGUCCUCAUUCACAGCUGAAGGGUACUUGGAAGAGUUCAAGGACACGAUGGUCCCGCUGCACGACCCCCGGCACAGGGCAGUGGAGAUGGUGGUGAGGCACCUGGUGGAGCGGAACCAGGACGUCCCAGAGGUGUCCCAGAUCCCCUGGACUGUCCGGGUGGUGGAGAGCUCCGAUAUCAACGCCUUUGUUCUCGCGAACGGGCAGGUUUUUGUGUUCACUGGAAUGCUAGAAGCAGUAACAGAUGUUCACCAGCUCUCGUUCAUUCUCGGGCAUGAAAUGGCACAUGCGAUAAUAGGACAUACGGCAGAGCAGGCCAGUCUGGUGCACUUUGUGGAUUUCCUGUCUCUAAUCCUCCUGACAGCAAUCUGGGCUAUUUGUCCUCGUGACAGCCUCGCAAUCGUGGGACAGUGGAUUCAAAGCAAAUUAUCCCAGUUCAUGUUUGACCGGCCCUACAGCAGAAAGCUGGAGGCAGAAGCUGACAAGGUUGGACUGCAGAUGGCUGCAAAGGCGUGUGCUGAUGUCAGGGCCGGGCCUGUGUUCUGGCAGCAGAUGAUGGUAACAGAGACGCUGACAGGGGAGCCCAGAGUGCCGGAGUGGCUUUCAACUCACCCCUCUCAUGAGAACCGUGCAGAGCAGCUGGACCGACUAAUACCCGAGGCUCUGAAACUCCGGGAAAGCUGUAAUUGCCCCACUCUGCCUGCGGAAGACCCCCGUUCUGUGUUCCUGCAGAGCGUCAAGCUCCUGUUGCAACAGAUCCCAGUGGAAGAGAAGGAGGGGGAGCCCAAGAACAGCAGUGACCCCCCUAAGAUCGAGAGUCACCCUGUUCUGCUGCCCAUCCGCCUGGGGAAAGAGAAAGUGUUUGCAGUGAACACGCUGCAGGAACCGCUGAGCAUCUCUCCUCAGAGAUAGGGGGCAGCUUGUUAGCCCUCGACGGGAGGGGAACUUUGGGAGCUCAAAGAGAAGUCAGACUCAAAAGAUGGGAAACUCGGCAAUUGAGAAAUAGGGAAAACACACAGGGUAUGAAUCGGGUGUAACCCGGGCUUGAAACGAUGGAGAAUUGUUGCUCAUAAUUAACCCCUUGGGAUACUGGGUUGUCAUUAAUUAUAUUUUGUGCAGUGAAUGGAAUUACCAGCGCAUUCAAAAAGAAUAUAUAUAUAGAUCUAUAUUCAUUAUUGGGUACACUGGGAUUAUUUGACUGUGUAACCAUAUUAAAAAAGUGCUAUUUUAUUUUAUUCUGUAUGUGUUUUUGUUUAAAGGAAAUACAUUUAUUACAAAUUGAAUAAUAUUUCAUCAAGAUACGCACACACACAGCUACAGGAACAUAAUUACAUUGCAGGGAAACUAGUCAAAAUGCAUGUAUUUUUUAAAUGAAACAAGCUGCUUGUAUCAUAUGACUUGUGUAACUCUCCACAUUUGAAAUAAUAUUUUGUAAUCCGUGUCAGCAGGCAAACCCUUUCUCAUUUAAAAAAAAAAAAAAAAAAAGAAAUUUAGCUUGUUUGCAGUGUGGAGGUUGGUUUUCAUAAUACCUGUUGCUGUGUUGUUAAAUCAGUUGAUGCCUGUUUAUUCAUUCUUCCUUCAUUUUGCUGAAUAUUCAGACUCCUUGAAGGUAAUGUAUGUUUGUUUAAAUGCGCUAUAGGCAGUUUAAGCUGUAGGGGGAAUUAUAUUUGUUACUGUGUCACUUGGCAAAUUAAAAAUGUGAACUUACAUUGUUACCUUUAGCAGCUAGAGGUUAUGAAAUUGUAUAGAGCGAUGAAUCUAGAAGUGGCUUUGAAUCCUAACUUGUUGAAAGUAGAUUGUAGGAAAAUCGCUGACCUUGAAAAAAAAUAAAAAUAGCCUAUGUUUAUUUCAGGCUAUAAAGUGAAACGGGAAUAAAAAUGUGUUUUUGGGUCAGUUGAUGGUAGGCAUUGCGAUCCCUCCUCGCUCUGGUGAGUAGAAACACAUUGCCCUCACUGUCAGCAAGGGAGAAGAAUGUGCUUCUGACUGCACCAGCACCAUGGCUAGGGCUGUGUGACUGUCAGUGGAGCAUUUAUUCAGUAUAGCAAAGACACCAGAAUAGUAAGCUUAUAGCUGUUUAAAAAUCAAUCAAUCAAUCAAUAACGUUUUUACUUUGAGGAGAUGCAACAAUAGCUUUGUGUGGAUAAUCAAUAUCAGUGAUUCCACAGCAAUGCUUUCUGCACUGGAACCUGAAUUGACAGAUAUUUUGCUCUCCUCAGAAAAUCAGCCAUACCCAGCUUGAUUGGUUAGUACAGCAGGUGGUUGGUGCUGGUUCUCCUCAUUUAAAUACAUCUUAAUAAAACU
This is a messenger RNA of Polyodon spathula (Mississippi paddlefish), 3056 nucleotides long. It is a transcript of the gene oma1, whose product is annotated as OMA1 zinc metallopeptidase. The transcript has 9 exons. The record is from RefSeq and is a predicted model, not a curated record. Lineage: Eukaryota; Metazoa; Chordata; Actinopteri; Acipenseriformes; Polyodontidae. Gene Ontology annotation, molecular function: metalloendopeptidase activity. Gene Ontology annotation, cellular component: mitochondrial inner membrane. Bases 66 to 1667 code for a protein of 533 amino acids. Gene Ontology annotation, biological process: protein quality control for misfolded or incompletely synthesized proteins; mitochondrial protein processing.